GUCUGCAGGUGACAGAGGAGUGAGAGAUACGCAGCGCCAAGCAAUUAUGGACAUUUAUGAGAUUAACGCGUACGUGGCUUUAUUUAUUUACUAAACAGAGAGAUCCACACAGCAUAUUCUGUUUUUGCAUGCUAGGGUGUUUUUAAUCAUUGUUGUGAGGGCGAUCUGGGAGCACACUGGUGCUAGUGCUAGCUUCUUCAAGAGUGGUAUAUCAACUUAAGGGAAGAUUUGUCAACCAAAGAUGUCAGAAUCGGCCACUGGAGAGGCAAAAGCAGAAGUGAAGCAGGCGAGCAAAGAAGUCAAAGAAAGCGAAAAUGUGGCAGAGAAAUAUUCUGCCAUGACAGUGAGUAAAAACAGCGAGAUGAACAUGGGGGAUCUGACCACUGUCCUCAGCGCUGUGCCCACCCACAAACCUGUUAAAAAGCAAAUCCAGUUUGUGGAGGACAAACAGGAGUUCAGUAGAUUCCCGACCAAAACCGGCCGGCGUUCCCUGUCCCGCUCCAUCUCUCAGUCCUCCACUGACAGCUACAGCUCUGCUGCAUCCUAUACAGAUAGCUCAGAUGACGAGACCUCACCUCGGGACAAAACCCAAGUCAAUGUGAAGGGCAGCAGUGACUUUUGUGUGAAGAACAUAAAGCAGGCCGAGUUCGGCCGACGGGAGAUAGAGAUUGCAGAACAAGAUAUGGCAGCGCUGAUCUCACUCAGGAAGAGAGCACAGAGUGAGAAACCAUUGGCAGGUGCCAAAAUCGUGGGCUGCACUCACAUCACUGCACAGACGGCAGUGCUGAUUGAGACUCUUGUGGCUCUUGGAGCUCAGUGCCGCUGGACUGCAUGUAACAUCUACUCUACUCAGAACGAAGUGGCUGCUGCAUUAGCUGAGUCUGGUGUAGCUGUUUUUGCCUGGAAAGGAGAGUCUGAGGAUGAUUUCUGGUGGUGCAUCGACCGUUGUGUUAACACGGAGGGAUGGCAGCCAAAUAUGAUUCUUGAUGAUGGAGGUGACUUGACACACUGGAUGUACAAGAAGUAUCCAAAUGUGUUUAAGAAGAUCAGGGGAAUUGUUGAAGAAAGUGUCACUGGGGUUCACAGGUUGUAUCAGUUGUCCAAAGCGGGGAAGCUUUGUGUGCCAGCGAUGAAUGUAAAUGAUUCAGUGACCAAACAGAAAUUUGACAAUCUUUAUUGCUGCAGAGAGUCAAUUCUGGAUGGCUUGAAGAGAACCACAGAUGUUAUGUUUGGUGGAAAGCAGGUGGUUGUGUGUGGGUAUGGGGAGGUUGGAAAAGGGUGCUGUGCUGCAUUGAAAGCUUUGGGAGCCAUUGUGUAUAUUACUGAGAUUGAUCCCAUCUGUGCCCUGCAGGCCUGCAUGGAUGGGUUCCGAGUGGUCAAGCUUAAUGAAGUCAUUCGUCAUGUGGAUGUGAUCAUAACAUGCACUGGUAAUAAAAAUGUGGUGACUAGAGACCAACUAGACCGAAUGAAAAAUGGCUCUAUUGUGUGUAACAUGGGGCACUCCAAUACUGAGAUUGACGUGGCAAGCCUUCGAACCCCAGAGUUGACCUGGGAGAGAGUACGUUCUCAAGUUGAUCAUGUCAUUUGGCCUGAUGGGAAGAGAGUUAUUCUGCUUGCAGAGGGUCGUCUUCUGAACCUUAGCUGCUCCACUGUUCCCACUUUUGUUCUUUCCAUCACAGCCACAACUCAAGCCCUGGCACUUAUAGAGCUGUACAAUGCUCCAGAGGGACGAUACAAGCAGGACGUGUACUUGCUUCCCAAAAAGAUGGAUGAAUAUGUUGCCAGUUUGCAUCUUGCUACAUUUGAUGCUCACCUCACUGAGUUGUCUGAUGAGCAGGCUAAAUACCUCGGCUUGAACAAAAAUGGUCCAUUCAAACCCAACUACUACAGGUACUAACUUGAAGGGAACUACUGAUAAAGGAAUGGGCCAUAACUUGUGUAUAUUCUGAAUACCUGGUGUAUUUGAUGUUCUACCCUCAAAAGUCCUUUCCGUUUACUUUAGUUUUACAUACAAAAUAUAUAAAUUAUAUAAGUUAUACAUUGUAUAAAAGUCAAUGAAGUGUGCCAAAGGGAGGAAAACAAACACCAAAUAAUUUAAAUGUUUAGCCUUUUUAAAAAUCAUACCUGAUGUGAACCUGAUACCUGAUAAAAAAUGUUUAAAAUAAUUUAGCAAAAAUGGACAAGUUUUGAGAUGAGCUGUCAAAUGUGAAUACAUGCACUAUACUAUACUAUCCUGUAGUUAUUGAACAGCCAUCAUAGAAUGCCCUACAUUGGUAGUGGUUGUCUAUUAUUUAUUAGGGCGCUUAAAUAGAUAAGCAAAAAAUACAUGUAUCUAUGUGUAAUGUUUGGUAUUAUUAUAUUAUAGCAGACACUCAUUACAUUCCAUUUCAGUGUUUUAAAUAAGACAUUAUUGUAUUGAUUUUUAAAAUAGUUUUUUUUUUUUUAACUUCGAUCCUUGAAUUUCAAAAAGUCUUUUGAAUAGAAUAUAAGAUAGAAGUAUAAAAUAGAUAUACAGAAGAGGAAAUAUCCCUUUAAGACACAUGCUUCACUGAAGUGUGUUGGUGUCCAUUGCUUACUCACAUUAACCAUAUUACCAAUUGUGUAAGUGUAAGUACCAAUUUAGCAUCCAUAUCUUUAAUUGGAAUUAUAAUCUUGUUGUAUAAAUUACAUUAAUGUAACAUGAUUAGAUAGUCAAACUGAAAAAUCCAAGCACUUAUUGCAGUGUUCACAACAGUUUUGAGGUGUUAAUCAAUAUAUGCUUCACUGUAAUUCACUGUAAGGGUCUCACCAUAUAUAUUAUUAUUUAAAUGUCUUAGAUAUUGCAAAUAUUUUUGCCAUUGUCACAAUGUAAUUUCAUACAUUUACAUUUAUAUGAUUUUUUUUUUUUUUACUAUUAUGACAUUUGCUAAGUGCUCAAUUAAUAAACCACAGUCAUUUGAUUAAAUUAUAAUCAUGGUAUCUGGUCGGGAGACAGUGCCUUGUGACUCUCAGUGACUUUUUAAAAUCAUGAUAUGUACUUACAUUAAAUAAAAGUGCAAUAUAUACAGAUAGCUAUGCAGAGACAAUAAUUCAUUUACCUCUCAUCCUUUGUCAGUAGACUGCAUUUGAGUAUUACAGGCCUACUUUACAAAAUAUAUGAAUAUCACUAAUCAUUCAGCACUUAUGCCUUUUAUUUUGGUUAGUUAUUGGUAGAAACAUUUGUGUUAUUAUAGUUAUUACGAUAUAUUAUACUGUAUAACUACUGGAUUGAUGCCAUAUUAAAAACGCCAAAAAAAACUGUGAUAAGGGAGUUGCACACUGGCUGGCUUUAAGUUUCUUAUAUACACAAUAUAGAUUGUAUUAUUAUGUUCAUAUGCUGCCUGUUCUUCAAUAAACCCUUGAUAAAUA
Molecule: messenger RNA, 3387 nt
Organism: Boleophthalmus pectinirostris (great blue-spotted mudskipper)
Lineage: Eukaryota; Metazoa; Chordata; Actinopteri; Gobiiformes; Gobiidae
Product: S-adenosylhomocysteine hydrolase-like protein 1
Exons: 17
Coding region: 242-1897 (551 amino acids)
Biological process (GO): L-methionine cycle
Cellular component (GO): cytosol
Source: RefSeq, a predicted model, not a curated record